GAUAUGGCUCUAUAUUUCCCACAUCAGAACUAAAAAUCUCAGUCCGAACAUAGUCAUUCCAAUAGUACAAUUAAAUCUGAAUUUCAACUCCAAAAGUCUAGAGAUUUUUAUACUUUUCUACAAAACAAUAAAUCAGAUACAUAUUUCCAUAUCUACUGCUGUUCACAAUACAAAAGAAAUGUGCUCGAAUACCCAAGAACGUGCAACGCGGCCCCACGAGCCGGGACGAGUGUGUCGCGAAUCGCUCUACUUGCGGUCGAAGCGGCCCAAUCGAGUUGUCCCCGCCUUCACCUACCAGGCUCUGCAGAAGAACACUGUGGUAAAGCCUCCUCCAAAAAUCGACAUCUUUAAGCGGCGACCCGUGAGGGAGACUGUCUUUAAGAUCUACUUCAGUCGCGGGGAUAUCCCGUGUGUCCUGGCUGGACGUAGCAACAAGCAGGACCCCACCAAGGAUCGGCCUCUGCGCUGGAACUGCGUGCCGGAGGAGCUCGACUACUGCUACUAUCUGCCAAUCUUCGUGGACGGGCUGGCGGACAUGGACAGUGACACGCGGCUGCUGGCCAUCAACGGAGCCAUCGACCUGAUCAUGCGCUCGCCCAAGAAAGUGCUGCCCGUGCUGCCGAAACUGAUUCUGCCGCUGAAGCGGGCCUUCCAGACCCGCGACAAGCGCAUCAUCAUCUCCGCCCUACAGGUGGUCCAGCUGAUGGUGCGACUGGGUCCCUGUGUGGGCCAGGCUCUGGUGCCGUUCUAUCGCCAGCUGCUGGCCGUUUGCAACCUUUACAAGAACAUCAACGUGAAUCUGGGCGAGGGCAUCGAUCCGGACCGCAGCAAGCGCAUCGGCGAUGUCAUCGAGGACACCCUGAAGCUGCUGGAGUACUGCGGCGGCCCGAACGCCUUUAUCAACAUCAAGUACAUGGUGCCCACCUACGAGAGCAGCGUCUUUCCCCGCUGCGAGAUGCCACCGCCACCGUAAUCAAUUUGAUAUUUCGAUCUAAUUAAGUUGUGCUUUCGAUUUCAGUUUAUUUAGUUUCGUUUUUCGGCCGGCAAUUACUGAAAACAAAAUUAAGCCAAAUUACUAUUUUUGUAAUUUUUCAGAUCAGAGUUCAUUAAAUCCAUAGUUCCAUAUCCUGGAUACAUA
Drosophila obscura is the source of this 1138-nucleotide messenger RNA. Its product is annotated as parkin coregulated gene protein homolog. Gene Ontology annotation, molecular function: Hsp70 protein binding; Hsp90 protein binding. Lineage: Eukaryota; Metazoa; Arthropoda; Insecta; Diptera; Drosophilidae. The record is from RefSeq and is a predicted model, not a curated record. Bases 179 to 973 code for a protein of 264 amino acids. The transcript has 4 exons.